AUGGAGUUGUUCACCAACACUGCCUCCGCGCCACCCAAAGCGCCGCCGCGGCCGCACGUCGUGCUUCUCCCCAGCCCCGGCGCCGGCCACCUCACUCCAAUGGCCGAGCUGGCGCGGCGGCUCGUGGAGCUCGGCUUCUCGGCUACGAUCGUCACCUUCACCAACCUCUCUGCCCCAGUAGAUGCAGAUCGGCUCACCCCGUGCCUCCCGGCCUCCGUUGCCGUCGCCGCGCUCCCCGCCGUCCAGAUGGACGACCUCCCCGCCAACGUCCACGACGGCGCGGUGCUCGGGGAGCUCCUCCGCCGCUCCCUCCCCAACAUCCGCGCCCUCCUUCGCUCCAUCAACUCCACCACCCUGCUCGCCGCAGUCGUGCCAGACUUCUUGUGCUCCAUGGCGCUGCACAUCGCGGCCGAGCUCGGCGUCCCCGGAUACCUCUUCUUCCCUAGCAACCUGGCCAUGGUCGCCCUCACGCGCCACAUCGUCGAGCUCCACGAGGGCGCCGCUCCGGGCGAGUACCGCGACGUCGCGGUGCCUCUCGAGCUUCCCGGCGGCGUGUCGCUGUGCGGCGCCGACAUCCCGGACGCGUUCCGCGGCAGUUUCACCAACCAGCGGUACGCGAAACUUGUCGAGCUGGUCCGGAGCUAUCGCCUCGCCGAUGGCAUACUGGUGAACACGUUCUACGAGAUGGAACUUGGCACCGCGGAAGCGUUCAAGCGACUGGAGCAAGCUGCGGGCACGUUCCUCUUCCCGCCCGUUUUCCCGGUGGGGCCAUUCGUCCGGCGGCCAGACCCCGACGAAGCCGCCGCCGGCGCGUCGUCGCCAUGCUUGGAGUGGCUUGAUCGUCAGCCGGUCGGUUCCGUGGUGUACGUCGCCUUCGGGAGCGGCGGGGUACUUUCUGUGGAGCAGACGGCCGAGCUCGCGGCCGGUCUGGAGGCGAGCGGCCAAAGGUUUCUUUGGGUCGUGCGGAUGCCAAGCACCGACGGCGGCGGCGACGACGAGGACGACCCAUUGGCGUGGCUCCCCGUGGGCUUCUUGGAGAGGACCAGGGGCAGGGGCCUGGCCGUGGCGGCGUGGGCGCCUCAGGUGCGCGUGCUGUCCCACCGUGCGACCGCCGUCUUCGUGUCACACUGCGGAUGGAACUCGACGCUGGAGAGCGUGGGGUGCGGUGUGCCGAUGCUCGCGUGGCCGCUGUACGCGGAGCAGGGAAUGAACGCCGUCAUCCUGGAAGAGAAGCUCGGGGUGGCGCUGCGGGUGCCGGCGGCACGAGAGGACGAUCGAUGCUUGGUGACGCGACACGAGAUCGCCACCGCCGUGAAGGAACUCGUGGAGGGGGAUCAGAAGCUGCGGCGCCGGGCCGAGAGCCUGCAGAAAGCGGCAGCAGGUGCGUGGUCACCGGAGGGGCCGUCGCGCCGGGCGCUCGAGGAGGUCGCCGUCAAGUUGAAGGCGGCGCUUGGCAGAGAGAAGUAACAAUUUCAUGAGUGAAUAGCAUAAAACCAUCACAUUUGCGUCAUGCGUUUUAUUUUGAAAAUUGCUAGAUGUAAGUCUCCUAAAUUUUGAAUUUGGGUCAGUUAAUUUCUUAGUCAUUGAUUCUUGCUCUGAGUUGUGUGCUGUUUUUUUUUUCUGGACUGUUUUGUGAGCUGGUUUGUGCUGUUUUUAUUUUGACUUUUUUUAAUUUGCUGCUGGCUAAAGCCCAUUGCCUGUACUGCCCAGUCCAUCCCUUUGUUAUUGUUUCGUUUUUUUUGUGGCUUUUAUGCGGUUUUUUUCUUUUGUUAUGUGUUUUCUUUUGUACGUAUUCUGGGACGUGGG
Molecule: messenger RNA, 1806 nt
Organism: Triticum dicoccoides
Lineage: Eukaryota; Viridiplantae; Streptophyta; Magnoliopsida; Poales; Poaceae
Product: hydroquinone glucosyltransferase-like
Exons: 1
Coding region: 1-1467 (488 amino acids)
Molecular function (GO): UDP-glycosyltransferase activity
Source: RefSeq, a predicted model, not a curated record